This is a messenger RNA of Gongylonema pulchrum, 309 nucleotides long. The record is from the annotation of a GenBank genome assembly. NCBI's taxonomy places the organism in Eukaryota, Metazoa, Nematoda, Chromadorea, Rhabditida, Gongylonematidae.
AUGGGUGGUUACGAUUUCCCAGGCUCGAACUCGAGUAUUGAUAUGCAUGCGCUGACAGCUAUUAUUUAUUCACUAGCUGUUUUGCGAAUUAUAAUCAUUUUUACGUUUCCUGCUCCACAGGGCAAACGGCUUCUGCUGGUGAAAAAUCCAUGGACGCAUUUGCGCUGGAAAGGCCGCUAUUCGGAGAAAGACUUGAGCAGCUGGACUCCGGAACUUCGCAAGGCUUUAGAUUACAAUCCAGCUGAUGCACAACAGUUUGAUGAUGGUGAGUCUCAUUCAGUUUGCUUAUUGUGUGUACUCAAAAAGUGA